This is a messenger RNA of Micropterus salmoides (largemouth bass), 6196 nucleotides long. It is a transcript of the gene znf592, whose product is annotated as zinc finger protein 592. The coding region runs from base 780 to 4484 and encodes 1234 amino acids. The record is from RefSeq and is a predicted model, not a curated record. The transcript is spliced from 9 exons. Lineage: Eukaryota; Metazoa; Chordata; Actinopteri; Centrarchiformes; Centrarchidae.
AUCGCCCAGGUAAGGGAAAGGAUUACGACGUUAACGCUAGUAGCUUGUAGCCUAGCUACGAAACCCUGCAAAUGACAAACCUAGCUGGCGCAAACUUAGCGCUAACAGUUAACUGACUGUAUAACUAAUUUACUAGAGUUGUUAAACAUAACCGGAUCAAAUGGUAAGCGCACUGCAUCGACAAGUAACGAGUUUACUAGGUUGGCUAAAUGAUUUGCGCGAUAGCAUGUUGCUAAGAUAGAUUGCUAACUUGCCGUCUUGGCUCCAUAAUGCUAACGUUACUCGUCUAGCUGACUGUACCUUGUUAGCUGGCUUCUAUGUUAUGCUAGCUACACUAAUAGCAAAACAACUUUAAUGUAGCUCCGCAUUUGGAGGAGUUGAUAUUUGAUAACGGUAGGGCCAUAGUAGAAUAAUUAAGUGUUUAUUUUGUGUCUUAAUGCACGCAUUGGUACAAAAUAGUAGCUGCACAGACUAAGACCAGCAGACUUGUUAAUAUUUAGCUUGCUAGAUUAAGCUAACGUUAGCAUAGAGGACGUCACCCAGCUGCUAAACAGUUACAUGCUUCAGUUACAUGUUCAGACAACUCGGAACUCGAACAUUUCCGACAUCCUACUAGAAAAAGUGCAAUGCAACGCUACUCAAAGUUGGAGUUCCUACUUGUAAACUCGGGGCAAACCCAUCUACCCCGACUUCAUGAAGAAGCAAUUGUCUGACGUCACGCAACAAUGGCAGCACCCAUGGAAGCACAUAUUGUAAAUGGUUUAUGAGCCUGUGCAGUCAUGGGUGACAUGAAAACCCCAGAUUUUGAUGAUCUUCUGGCUGCCUUUGACAUCCCAGAUGCCACAGGGUUGGAUGCCAAAGAGCCCAUCCAUGAGAGUCACGAGGAGACAGAGAGCCCGCUUAAACACACAGGGAUAUGUCUGGAUGACAGCUUAUUGAGUAACCAAGCUGACACAACAGCAGAUAUUCCCGCUGUAAGUGUUAUUGUGAAAAACACGAGACGGCAGGAAUCAUUGGAAGGUUUUGGACCAGCAUUGCAAAAUGGAAUCAGGGGACAAGACGCCUCCAUUGACUCUGUUGAGACAACCAACACAGACUUUUCCAAAUCAUUUGUCUCUGCUUUGAACGGGGAGAGUUCAAGAGAGCUUCUUGGAAAGGCACCUAUUCAGCAUAAACCUGAUGGAACGCCAAUAUUUUCCCAGUCACUUUCUCAUUUUAGUCCCAUCUCCAGUCCUGAAUCUGAAGACACUCAGUGUAGCAGAGAUGAAAUGCAUCCGAAACAAGAGAGACCCUGUUUCCCAGAAGCUUCAAUUUUGGUGGAACGUUCAAUCCCAGACAAUCCCCAAAACAUGGAUCUCAGUAUGUUUGAUGACUGCCCAAAGGAUUCUGAUAUUCCCAAGAACACUCAGAGGAGCAGAGAAGAAAGUAGUAGAAGCGAGGAACACUCUGAAGUCUGUGUCAGUAACGAAACGAAUGAAACACCUAGAAUACACAGUGCACUUCCCCCACAAAGCGGUAACCAGAACUUUGAGGCCAACUGUAAUUCAGGAACUCCAAUGGAUGUUCCCACUUCUUGUCCACAAGUCAAAUCUCAGACAUCUAAAUUAUCCUCUUGCCUUGAGGCUCUGGUGUCUUUGAAUGCUAGAAAAGAUCCCAGAGAGCAUAAUCCGGUUCAGAAUGACAGCAUGAAAGCAAGCCCCAAAGUAACUAUAUCCCCACGAAGCCCCAGAAGUCCAUUUGAAGCUGUGAAACGGUUAACGAAGCCCUCUGAUAGCCCUGUAAGCAUUUGCAGUGAUAGUAGUAGCAAAGCAUCCCCUGCAGUGGCAUCUGGGUCACCCCCUGCCAUACCCAGGGUCAGAAUUAAGACUAUCAAAACCACGUCUGGGCAGAUCAAGCGCACAGUCACCAGUGUGUUGCCUGAUUCCGAAACAGAUGAUGUUCCUUCUGCAUAUGAAUCCUCUCCAUCACAGAGUAUGAUUAGUGAAGAUUCUUACUGUAAUAUGUCUCCUCAUCAGUCUCAAAGUGCAGCUGUUGAUGGUAUUGUUGGAUUACAAACUAAAGUUACCCCAGCCAGUUCAUCCUCACCGAAAGUUAGACACAAGAAGUCAGAGGCUAAUGCCAGGAGGCCAGGCUUAACGCAGUCUACAACAAUAUUCCAUAAUACUAGUGGUCCUGUCAAACGAUCUGUUGCACAUCAGGGGCAGAAACCAAAGAGAGGAUCAUCCACAUCAGGCCACACAACUAACACCAGCUUCCUUCCCAAAGCAAUGCACUUAGCCAGUCUGAACCUGGUCCCUCACAGUGUUGCCGCCUCAGUAGCUGCACGGUCCACUUCUCAUCAAGAAACCCAACACGCACUCUCCUGUAUGGUGUACAGCACUGUCCCACUGGUGCAUCAGGUCAAAACAGCUAAACCUUUUCCUCACACGUCCGUCCCCAACACCGCUGCGGGAACCUUAAACAGACUGUUGAACAAUGCCAACCCUGUGCCUACAUAUGUGCCCAACCUCAACCCCCCUCCAGAGAGCAAUAUCAGCCUUCCACCGCGCGGAUACUGCUGCCUUGAGUGUGGGGACUCCUUCGUGGUGGAGAGGAGUCUUGCGUAUCAUUACAGCAGGAGGAGUGUCCACUUUGAAGUAGGAUGUAUGCACUGCGCAAAGACGAUGGUGUUCUUCAACAAGUGUGCCUUGUUGGCACAUGCACGAGAACACAAGAACAAUGGCAUGGUGAUGCAGUGCACACAGCUCCAUAUGAAACCCAUAGCAGUGGAACAAAUGUUUGUACCCAUGAGUACUGAACCUGUGAACCCUUCACCAUUACCCUCACCUAAAAGCCAGCCUGUCCUGCCCCUAUAUCCAGACAAUGUCAUUCGUCACCGACUGCGUUGCCUGGAGUGUAACAAGCAGUUACCUGACUACAAAGCACUUGCAGGCCAUUACCAGAGGCUGUCAGAAGAUGUGGAAGGACUGACGUGUAAGGUGUGCUCAAUGUUGUUACCCAACAAGUGUAGCUUCAGAGCUCACGAACGCAUUCACGCACACAAGUCUCCUUACUGCUGUCCUGAGUGUGGGGCCCUGAGUCGUUCUGCAGACAUACAGAAGCAUGUCAAGGAAAACUGUCUGCACUACGCUCGCAAGGCUUGGUACAAAUGUCUUCACUGUGAUAUGGUUUUCAAGACCCUCGAAGGACAAAAGACUCACAUUGAGGAGAAACACUGUGAGGUCUUUUACAAGUGCUCCAUCUGUCCAGUUGCUUUCAAGACUUCUGACGGCUGUGAAGUGCAUUUAGAAAAUAAACACAGUGCCAGCAAAAUAUCCCCUCAGUUAAUAUUUAAGUGUUCAUGUGAGACAGUUUUCAAGAAGAAGCCGUUACUGUUUCAGCAUUUCCAUCAGAAUGCCAACAUGCGUGUUACCUGUGUAUUCAAGUGUCCAGAAUGCAACUCCGUCUUUCCACAGAAGCAGCUGUUAAUGCAGCACUUCAAGGACGUUCAUGUCGGGAACAUGACAGCAGAGACAGAGAAGAGCAGUACACAAACAGACGAUGCUGACUGGUACAAGGGUGCUCAUUCCGUCCAACAACAGAAGAGUCGCAGCCUAGUUACACACAAAGAUAGUCCCAGGAAAAAGGCUGAUCAGGACAGCAGACCCCGUGUGAAGCCCACCGGCUGGACGUGUGGGGAUUGCCUCCAGUGGUUCCCUGAACGAGAAUCCUAUGUUUCUCAUGUGAAGACCAACCACGGAAAGCCAGUGAAGAAGUAUCCAUGUCGACAUUGUGAGCAGUCUUUCAACUCUACAACCAGUCUAAGAAGACAUAUUCGCAAUGAGCAUGAUGGAAAAAAGAAAAUUUACACUUGUUGGUAUUGCAUGGAUACCAAGACAACAUUCACGACAAGUGUGACGUUGAAGAACCACAUUGGUCUAAUGCAUGGAAUCAAAAAUCCUGAUCUUCGCCAAAUGCCGAAAACAGCCAUCCAGGAAUCAAAAAAGGAUUUGAGCAAGGGGCUUGUAUCAGAAAGACAUGCAGUGGACACACAGGUGGAGGCGCGGGGUGGCACUUUCAGUCUCGAGGCUCCUUCAGCGAAGCGUCUUAAAACGCAGUUCCGUUGUUCAAAGUGUGGUUUCAUCACAGACAGCAGUACACAGUUCCAGCAGCACAUACCACAGCAUAAAACUGAUGAAAACACUCCUCAGUGCCUUCACUGUGGCCUGUGUUUCACAUCUGUGCUGUCUCUCAACAGACAUCUUUUCAUUGUACACAAAGUGAAAGAUCCUGAAGAAGAGGAAGUGAAGGAGGCAAAGGUUAGAGAGAAGGACCAGGAUAAUCAGCAAGUUAGAUCAGCAGAUACCGAUGAGGUGAAUGACUUGUUACUGGAGCUGAAUGAACCCGAGGCAGAUGAGCCAGCAAGCCUGCGCUGUGACAAGACCGCGGACUGUAAUUUAAAACUGCGCACUCACUCUCAGACACACGCAGUCUCUCUCCGGUAGUGAGAGCCACCUCAACAGUCAACACCUCUUUAAAGCUGCUUUGAUAUCUUCAGUUUUCAUGUGAAAGUAACAAGGGAUGUUUGAUGUUCUGCAUGGAGGUGGUGCAAAGUGUUUGGGCCUUUUUUCAUUUUGACAUUUUUCUCAAGUUAUUCAGAGGUCAUGCAGUAUAGUCAAGCAUAUCCUCAACAUUCAUUAAAGAGCAGUAUAAAUGAGAGGACAAAUUCAUAGUCAUUUUUCAAUUGUUUUUGUUUAACUUUGCAUGUCGGUAAUAUAAUUAUCUUGCCUUCAUUCUUUCUAUGUCUUUUUGUUUGUUUGUUUUUUGUUUUCAAAUGUUCCAUCCACCCUGACAGGAGACUCAGGAAUCUCUGUUAAUUCUUAGGUCUGGUGUAACUGAAUAACAGUGAAGGGGUGGAUUUUCACCUUUGUAAUCAACUGUAAUUUUAAUUGCUUGAAUUUUGUAUAAGUAAGUAUUUAAUGCUACACACUAUUACCUGAAUGGGAUUCAGGUUGCAGUUUUUAUGGAAUGACUGUGUUGCAAUUAAUUUGCAGUACAAAGCUAGAAUUUUAUUACAUUUAUUACAAAACAUGGUAUAGUCCGAUUUUCAUUUAAAAGCCGUAUUUCUGCAUUCUUGGUAAACAGUUAUCUGAAAAAACUGUCCUUUGAGAUCUAAGCAAAGCCUGCUGAAGUUAGGCUACACAUAAAUAACAAGACUUUCUUUUGACUAUUAAAGCAUUCUGAAAUGCUUUUGUUUUUAUGUUUGUUGAAUGGGAUUUGUUGGUGCAUGUGUUGUCCCAGAUCUGGCCUUUUUUUCAUUUUAUUCUUUGUUUUUUCUUUUGAAUGAGUGUUCAGGGGAAACAUGGAGAGGUAUUAGAUGUUUGGUGCCGCAGUGUUGAAAAUACCUCAAAUUACCAGAAGUGUAUUUUUCAGACAAAUGAACAGUCGAGGUUAUGUCAAAUCAGGGUACAUUGUUUUGGGUAAUCCAGUAACAGUGAAUAAAGUUUGGAGGCAUGUUGGAGAUAAUGUUUUAUAAAUCAGGACCUCUUUACAUGAAGUUGCUCAUAAUAAUAAUACUGGUAGGAUCGGAGGAAUUGGGUAAAUCCAUGAAAAAAGCCAUUUCUUGGAUCAGCGCUCAUAAUGAAGGGUCCUUCUUGUCCGCAGAUCCUGAUUUGUAAAUCGGCACCUCUUGUUAUGUUUUGAAAACGGUGACAGUUCCUACCUCCAUGGUUAAUGGCAGUGAUUGUUGAACGAAGAAAGGCUUUGAGGAGUCACAGGUAAUCUCAGUGCAAUGUAAAAAAUGUAUGUAGGAAAUGUGUAUUAUCCCACAUUAAUAAAUUUUAUAAAUUAUUUUGGGAAUAAAUUAAGGCUAUGUGGUCAUAUUGACUUGACAUGGCAAGUGAACUUUUCUAUUUUGAGCUCUUUGUUUCUCUGUUAGUCCUUAAAUCACCAUGCUGCAGAUAUCAAACUGCAGAGGCUGAAAAGAAUGUUCACAACUUGUUCUUUUGUAAUGCUCAUUAAAAAAUAUUUGUACUUUUCAUACUGUGUACAGUGAGGACUUGUAUAGGAAAGUUACCUGUGUACAUACAGUAGCCACUGAACCCUGGAUUUACAACAUUUCUUAAGCCAUUACAUCUAUUCAGCAUGCAGUGGCCCGUGUGCCUUGCUGUAAUGUUUACGUCAAGUACUUACAAAUAAAUUGGUGCAUUUAAUUAUA